Messenger RNA from Medicago truncatula (barrel medic), 1787 nucleotides. RefSeq lists its product as uncharacterized. The transcript is spliced from 3 exons. The record is from RefSeq and is a predicted model, not a curated record. Lineage: Eukaryota; Viridiplantae; Streptophyta; Magnoliopsida; Fabales; Fabaceae. Bases 411 to 1484 code for a protein of 357 amino acids.
UAAUCCAAAACUCUCUUGUACGAAAAAAAACACAAACACUAAACCAAAACAUUAAAAAAAAACUUUUUUUUUUUGUAAGAAAAGAAAAAACCUUGCCGGAGAUAUGAAUUUUCCGGCGAUAUUUACUUCACCGGAAAUUAACAAUGCUCGUCUCUCCGAUCACCGUCGUCAUGUCUUCCACGAAACUCCUUUUCUUCUAACCAUAACUUUCUUAGCCUAGAAGAGAAAAAAAAUUAACUCUAGUAUAUAUAUAAACAUAGAUAUAUAAUUUUCUUUUUUCUUUUUCUCUUUUUUGCUUUUGUGAAGAACAUGCAUAACUUGUGACUAUGAGUUAUUGACUUUGUUGACUAGCUUGUAAUUUUGACUCUUCAAUUUAAAGCUAGCAUUUUUCUUGUUUGAGAAGAAGAUUAAUGGCUCCGUUGAAGAUCCAACCGAUUGACAUAGAUUCAGAGAAAGCCACUACGGAACUGGUUCGAAAUGAACCAGUUUCGAAGUGGAGGUUGAAGAGGUUUUUCGCUUUCGAGAAACCUUUUCCGAAGAACAAUACCACUAAAGAUGGUGCUGGUGGAGUUGCUGAGUUGGAACCAAGCUCUGUUUGCUUGGCGAAAAUGGUUCAAAGUUUCAUGGAAGAACAACCGCAACCGCAACUUCAACCACCGUCUCGUAACCGCUGUAACUGCUUCAACGCUAACAGCUCCGACGAAGAUGAUUUCGAUUUCAACGGCUAUACACAUGAAUCAGUCACCGAUUCAACUGACUCACUCAAGAAUUUGAUUCCUUGUGUAAGUGUUGAAGAACGGAAUUUACUAUCCGAUGCAACAAAAAUUGUUGAGAAGAAUAGCAAAAUUUACAAAAGGAAAGAAGAUUUGAUUAAGAUCGUUGCUGAAAAGCUUCAAUCUCUUGGUUACGAUUCAUCCAUUUGCAAAUCAAAAUGGGAGAAAACAAAUUCAUGUCCUGCUGGUGAUUAUCAAUUCAUUGAUGCGAUUGUGGAAGGUGAAACGUUGAUUAUUGAUAUCGAUUUUCGAUCGGAAUUUGAAAUCGCGAGAUCUACAAGUCAGUAUAAGACGAUUCUUCAAUCGCUUCCGUAUAUUUUCGUCGGCAAAAAGGACCGGUUGAAGCAGAUCGUCACCGUCGUGUCGGAGGCGGCGAAGCAGAGUUUGAAGAAGAAAGGAAUGCAUGUUCCGCCGUGGAGGAAGCGUGAUUACAUGUUAGCGAAGUGGAUCUCUCCGUCGGCAGCUAGGUCAAAGCAAGUCUCCGAUGCGGCGGCGGUGGAAACAGUUUCAUCGGUGGUGGAUAAUGAGUCUGGUGAAUUGGAGCUGAUUUUUGGUGAGAUUGGUGAGAAAGAGUCGCCGGAGGAGGUAGUUACGGCGGAGACAGCGAUGGCGAGUCCUGCGUGGCAGUUACCGGCGGUGAAACCGAAGAGUGGUGAAAGAGGAAUGAAGGUUGUGACUGGAUUAGCCUCUUUGCUGAAGGAGAAACCAUAGAAUAAAAUUUUGUUUAAUUUUUUUUUCUUUUUUCUUUUUUGAUCGUGGAUUAAAAAAAUUAUAAAAAUUAAAGAGAAAUUUCGGAUAAGGCUUUUUAUUUUUUUAUUUUUGAAAUAUUUUUGGUUUUUAUGUCCUUGUUUUUUUGUUUACAAGGAAAAAUCUCUGUAAGAAGCAACUUUUUCUUUUCUUUUUUUUCCUUUUCUUUUGGCUUUUUGGACACAGUGUAAGAAAGUACUAUAUUCUCUGUAAUAAAAUAAAUUAGUUUUAGUGUUAUCAUAAUGAUUAGUACCAUCUAUAGUUUAA